CUCAGUCUCAUACCAACCAGUAAGCCAUUGCUAAACACCUGCUGAUAGGAGUUCUUCUAGAUGAAAAAGUGAUUCCAAACCAUAAUAAAAUAUCUGUGUCAGGAUAGAUGGUAUAAUACCAUCAACUCGAAUUGAAAUCUUUCUGAAGACCAGAUUCCACAAAGUGAAAUGGAUAGGUUGAAUAAGUCUACAAUAAGGAACGUUCGGAAGUCAGUAAUCAUCCUAGCCUUCUUCAAUCUAUCAUUCCUCGUCCUACAUAUGGCGAAGGAAGCUCAAACUCAGAGAGAUUUGCAUAUGUUCUUGGGAAAUGUACUUUUUACCUUAUGAUCAGUACUAUCAUUAUUUUUCAUCAAAAAAUUCCCGGUUUACAUCCAGACUUGCUUAUUCUUAUGCAAUUCCUUCGGGAUUUUGGCAUUGCACUUCUUUUUCCAGACAGACCACAAGGGGCAUUUCAACUGAUAUAUCCCAUGCGCAUACUGCUAUCAUUAUUUCACAUCCUCCCUAGCUCCUUCAAAGAGACAUCUAAGCUCACUGGUGUUCACAAUUUCUGUACUAAUCCACCUGUACUGCACAUUUUUGAAAAUAGGCAAGCUGGAUAACGACAUUUUGGUAUCUUCGUUCAUUUCAAUAUUCUACUUCGACUUUGGACUGGGCGUUCAGCAAUCAAAAUUGGCUGACAUGUAUGCAAUGAUCCUAGAGAACAAGAAAUUGGCAGGUGAGAAGCAAAAGGUGGUACAAGAGUUCCCUCACCCUGUGCUGAUAAUCCCUGAAAAAUUAACUCGGCUCUCCCAGUGAUACUCAAAUGACCAGUUUGAGUCUCAAAUCAAGUCUUUAAACCACAAGAUUGAAGAGCUUGACCAGGUUAAGGUUGUUAUUAAAAAGAAAGAAGAAGAGCAAAAGAUUCAAAAGGCUAACAAAAAUGACAAAAUUCAGCUAAGCCUAUACAAGUACCUGAAACAGUCGCAGAAUAAGCCUAAAGAGUUUAGAGCAGAGAUCAAGGACGACAUCAUAAUUGAGUGCGAAAAUAGCUCUGAAAACUUGAUGGAGAAUGAGCUAGAAUCCCUAAAUGAUGAGCAACAGAAGCCGAGUAAACCACAUAGAAAUUUUAGUAUAAAAUCUCUUAAGCUAGAAUGGAAGGGGUACAUGUCCUUCAUGCAUGUCUUCAUUGAUCACACCAAUAUUAUUAACCUUGAGCAAGCAAAGAACCGCAUCAAGAUGCAGAGAAUAAUGUUCGCAAGUGCGAGUCAUGAGUUUCGGACACCUCUCAAUGCGAUAAUCCACUCUUACAAUUUCAUUAAAGCUAGCUUUGAAGAUUUCAUCGAGGUUCUGAAGCGUAAAGUGCCUGGAAAAUUCUUUAAAAGUAGAAGAAUAGAAGAAGAUAUUGAACAUAUCUUGAAGUUUACCAAAACAGGAGCUACUUCAUCAGUCUUGCUAAUGUCUUUGGUUGAAGAUAUCCUGAACCUAUCCAAGAUCGACAAUGGCACAUUGACUACAGUCUUUGGAUAUUUCAAUAUCUCUGAGUUGCUAAACGAAGUUCACUCUCUGUUCGUUGUCCAAUGUGAGAACAAGAACAUAGCUCUCACCUUUGAGUGUGAAGGAAACCUGAGAUUCUGUGAAGUAAAGACUGACCGUAACAGGCUGAGACAGGUCUUGCUCAACCUCGUCUCUAAUUCUGUUAAAUUUACCUACAAUGGGUAUGUCUCGGUGAAAGCAGCCGUGACCAAGACAUUUGAUGGCAAUACAUUUGUAGAGUUUAGUGUUAAAGACACUGGGAUUGGCAUUAAAGAAGAAGACCAAGUCAGGCUCUUCAAACUCUUUGGCAUGAUCGAAGACACUAACAACCUCAACCCUGAUGGAUGUGGACUUGGCCUCACUGUCUCAAAGAAGUACAUUGAAAUCCUUGGAGGGGAUAUAAAAGUAAAAUCUGAAUACGGAGUUGGAACUGAGAUGAUCUUUACUAUUUUGCCCAAAGACAUCAAGAAUUUCUAUGAAGGAGUGAGGAGGCCUUUGCAUAAUUUCGCCCAUUUAUCUCCAAACCCCUUUGAUAGUUGGGAUGUCAAUCUCUCUCCGUAAAUAAUGAGCACAACACCAGCAGAUCGAUGAUUAAUCA
This is a messenger RNA of Moneuplotes crassus, 2110 nucleotides long. The record is from the annotation of a GenBank genome assembly. NCBI's taxonomy places the organism in Eukaryota, Ciliophora, Spirotrichea, Euplotida, Euplotidae.